AUGGACCUCCACCAGAUCAUCGAGCAGCUUGCCGCCGAUCUCCACAACGCCCAAAACGACGACGUCGCCUACGGCCGACGUCUCCCCGCCGAAUGCAACAUCACAAGCACUCCCGCAGAUCUGAACCGAUUCUCCGCCGCCUCGCUCGACAACCUCAUCGACCGCUUCUCCAACAGGAAGAGGAAACAGCCCGAAACGACGACGGAUCGGAACCGAACCGGAAGAAGACGGCUCUCGACCGACGAGAUCUUGAAGCUGGCCGGCGCCAGGAUCAUCCAGUCGUCCACGUGGACGGCAGAAGAUGACGGCGCCGUCAACGUUCCGUUACCCGACACCGUUGAUGAUCACCGCGACGGCAUCAUCACUCCCGAGGAGUCCAAAAACGUGGAGCUCGUGGAGUACCUAUUGCGAUCCGCCGAGAAAUUCGGGAAAGGCGAGUUCGGGCAGGCGAGCGGCCUCCUCGAUUUCUGCGAAACAUUGGGUCCCCGGGAUUUACAGACCGGGGACCCUAUCCAGCGCGCUGCGUACUAUUUUUGCAACGCGCUACGAGAGAAGAUGACGGCAGAAGAAAAUAAUCGUAAUAGUAAUACUACAGUAUCAGCCAGCGUUGAGGCGAGGAAAGUAGUAGUACUUCCUGCGGGGUGGGAGUACUACUUCCACGGGAGGGUGCCGUUUUUCAUGGCUUCCCAAAUGGCGGGAGUGCAGGCCGUACUGGAGAGCGUGUGGGCCGAGAAGCGGGUCCACGUGGUGGAUCUGAGGAUCCGAUCCGGGUUGGCGAUGAUCGCGCUGAUUCAGGCUCUUUCGGGUCGGGGGAAUGAGGCUCCUCAGCUGGAGCUGUUGAAGGUCACGGCCGUGGCGGACGAUGAGUCGGAGGUGGAGGUUUGGCGGGAGACGGGAGUGAGGCUGGCGAGUUUCGCUAGCGAGAUGAACGUGCCGUUCGCGUUCAAGAUCGCUAAGGUUUCUCAAGUCCUCGGUCUCAGAAAAACCCAGCUCCAAAUCAACUCGAAAGAAGCCACGGUCGUCUACUCCGAGUACGCCCUCAGCCCUCUCAUCUCCACGCCCAGCCGCCUCCACGCGCUCAUGCGUCUCGUCAAGAGCAUCCGCCCUCGCCUCAUGGUCGUGGUCGAAACCGAAGCCAACCACAACUCCCCGGACUUCGGCCACCGCUUCGUCGAGUCCCUCUUCACCGCCGCCGCCUGCUUCGACUGCCUCGCCGAGUGUUGCGCCCACGACGACCCUGCCGGCAUGAGGGAGGCGGUGGGGGCGCGUUUCCUGGGGGAGAGGAUACGGAACGUGGUGGCGGCGGAGGGGGCGGAGCGCGUGGUCAGGGACGUGAGGAUCGGCGUGUGGAGGAAGUACUUCGCCCGGUGCGGGAUGCUGGAGAUCGAGCUGAGCGAGCUGGCGGUGCGCCACGCGCGGCUCGUUGUGAACCGGUUUCCCUGCGGUGCGGCGUGUGUUGUCGGCGCGGAGGGGAAGAGCGUGGUGAUGGGUUGGAAGGAUACGCCGCUGCUCUGCGUUUCGACGUGGAAGUUCGUUGGGCCGAAGAAGGCGAGAGCGGCGGUGGAGAAGAAGCAGCGGCGUCGUAGCGGCAAGAGGAAUGGGUGA
Linum tenue is the source of this 1605-nucleotide messenger RNA. The record is from the annotation of a GenBank genome assembly. NCBI's taxonomy places the organism in Eukaryota, Viridiplantae, Streptophyta, Magnoliopsida, Malpighiales, Linaceae.